Rotaria sp. Silwood2 is the source of this 939-nucleotide messenger RNA. Lineage: Eukaryota; Metazoa; Rotifera; Eurotatoria; Philodinida; Philodinidae. The record is from the annotation of a GenBank genome assembly.
AUGAAAACUAUUUCAACUAUCCUAUUUUUAAUGUGUGUAUUUCUCACAUAUGUUUCAACUGUUCGAAUUGGUUCAUUUAAUUUACAUCAAUACGGAAGUGCAAAAGCAGCAAGUGCCACAUUGACAGGUCAUAUAGUUGAUAUUAUUAAUGAUUUUGACCUGGCUGUUAUUCAAGAAAUUACAGAUGUUACAAUACAAGCUCCAUAUGUUUUAUUUGAAGCUUUAAAUAAGAAAUCAAAAUCAAAACCAUAUUCAAUGACAUUAAGUCCACGUGUUGGACGUUCAACAUCAAAAGAACAAUAUAUAUUUUUCAAUCGUGAAUCAACAUCAGGUGUUAAACUUAUUAAUUAUUAUCUCUAUGAUGAUGUUGGAAAUCGUUUUGAACGACCACCCUUCAUCGGUACAUUUCAAGUGACUAAAAAUGGUACAUCAGACGUUAAAUAUUUUACUAUCAUGAAUCUUCAUUCAAAACCUACUGCUGCAUAUCAAGAAUUUCUUGAUAUGCGUUAUGUUAUAGAAGAUUUUAUUCUAAAAAACGCUCAAUAUUUCAAUGAAACAUCAACAUCAUUAGCCGACGCUUUAGAAGAAAAUGUAAUUAAUGCAACAAGUACUAAUAAGCCAAGUUUAAGAACAAAUCAUCCUAUUUUAAUUAUUGGUGAUUUAAAUGCAGAUUGUUCAUAUAUUUCUUUGACACGUCAACAAUCACUACGUUCUAUUAAUUAUGCUGAUUUUGUAUGGAUGAUUAAUAAUGAAGUUAAAACAAAUACACGACAAACAUGUACAUAUGAUCGUAUUCUUAUUAAUGGUGACAAGUUUGUGAGAGCUAUUGUACAAGGAAGUAAUACGACAGUAAACUUUCAACAGCGCUUUGGUAUGACAUUGGAUCAAGCACUUGAUAUUAGUGAUCAUUUUCCAGUUAAAUUUGAUAUUAACUGGUAA